Struthio camelus australis is the source of this 4855-nucleotide messenger RNA. The record is from RefSeq and is a predicted model, not a curated record. Lineage: Eukaryota; Metazoa; Chordata; Aves; Struthioniformes; Struthionidae.
UCAGAUGACUUUGGAUGUUGAACUUGUUGGUACCACAGUACUUUGGAUCACAUAGCAUACAGAAUGCUAAGUGGGACUUGAUCUCAUCCGUGAUGUUAAGAGUUAACGCAGUUAUCUAUUGUAUUUUUCUUGGUUUCCGUAGUGUACUUUUUCAGUUCUUUUUCCCAAAAAUAGGAUGCUGGACCUGUUCUUGCUUCCUGACGCUAGUGCUGACUUGCUAUGUAUUUGACAUAGUAGCUUAAGUACACAGUUCUAUAGAUUUGAGCUUGUGGCAUGCUGAUUUCACUGUGUCUCUACAAACAUAUGUCAGAGUUCAAGUUGAGAAGAUUAAUGUCUGCAACAACAUCUGUAUGUUACUAAUGCAACAUAUACAAUUCAUAUAGUAUAGCUAUGCUCCAUACAUGUUUCAGCGAUCAAUGGAUAUUUUUUAUCGCUAGUUCAAUGCAGCCUCUACACAAUACAGUGUAAUGAUAGAGAAUAACAAAGUGUGAUUCCCUUCCCUGCCAUUACUUCCUCAGCAGUAAGACAGUGCUUGCCUUCUAUAUGUGGCGUGUUCUGGAGGAAUUCCUUCUUCUUUUGUCAGCUUUUCUUCCCCCUCCCCCCCCCUUUGGGUUUUUUACUUGAGCAAGAUUCUUCUGCUAUGACAUAGUCCCCCUCUGAUCAUCUCUCCUUAACAAGUUUUUCUUACCUCUUGAGUCCCAUUUGAAUGCUGUGGGCCAUAUCUAUGAUUUAGAGCAAUUUUCUGAGAACUUUCAAAGCUGGACAAUAAGUGUAACAGGGCAUGGGUCUUGUUUUGUGGUGAAACUGUGAUUUUGAAAUUGUUACAUUUGUGUCAGUAUAUUGUUUAUUGAGCUGUUAUAUUUUGCUUUUCAGCAGAACUAGCUGAGAAAUGGUGCAGCCAUGCUUUCAAAGUUAGCUUUGUUGGUAUUUGCUUGUGGGUCUAGGCAUGCCCCAAUGCAUGAGGGGCUUUUGGAAGGCUUUUUAGGUUUUGGAGUCUUCAGACCCUGUUUUUAAUACCUGUAGUACUGUGAAGUAGUCUUGUCUACUUCACAGGAACUUUUCUGAUCUCCACAUGCUAGACUUGUGAAGAAGCUGUUCUCAGGUGCUCCUGUUUAAAGGGAUGUAAAUAUUUAAAGAGUAUCGAUUGUCUCUGCUCUGGAAGAAAUCUGAUCCAUUUCUGACAUUGAACGAUGGCAGUUUCAUACAAAGACAUCCCUGGAUACAGCAAUUUAAUAAGAUCAGGAGGAGUUCUCAGUUCCUACCUAGUCAAUUAUCUAGACCAUCAUAAGAGCAAAUGUUUGUUAGGGGCAGUUCCUCUCCUUCUUUUUUCUGUUUCCAUUUUUAUUUAUCUAUAAUAACUUUUUCCAAAGUCUCCAUUUUCUUAUCAUCUUCAAUUAUUUAGUUCUCUGAUUAAUUAAAGUUAGUUUGGUUUUAAGCUAGUUGUAGUUUAAAAUGUGAAAGGAAUAUUGUUGUAAAAACACUUAAAACUUUGAGAAACAAGGUGUAGCAAACUUAUGGCAAUUCAAAGUAUUACUACUCACAGUUAAUCUGCUCAUAGAGCCAAGUUUGCAGUAGGAAACAUGUCUACAUGUCAGCUACUCUGAUUGAGACCAGUUGUUUUCAGCUUAAGCUGCUGAUAAAAAUUGGAGCUAUGAUGACUUGAGCCUUUGAGGUGAAGGCGCUGAGGUGAUGGUGCACAUUAUUUCUGUAAGGCUGUGAUAACCUUUGGAAGAGAUUGGCAUCCUAACAGGGAGGUAAUGGCUUUGAACUAUCACAGUAGAAUUGACUGAAACUUGCCUGUGAAAGGCCUUUAUUAGAACGUUUUUAUUCUACUGUUCUUUGCAGUAGGAUUUCUGUAGCUGAAAUAACUAAGGUGUCUUAAAGUCUGUUUCUUUGUGUAUUUGACUGCGUGACUUGUGUAAGCUUUCCUGUUUUAUAUGUACGAGUGUAUACAAAGUCAUAAGAAUACGCACAGUCAUUUCCUACUGUUCUGUGGAGCAACAUUAGAACAUAGAAUAUUCUAUUUUCUUCUUCCUCUUGCUAGAAGAGCAGAAAGCAAGGUUGUAAAAUGAUGGAAGUGCUGCUUUUUAAUUUAGUGACAAUUACUAGAUUUUAAGUUGUCGUUCCUCAGACCACUCACUAGGAAGCUCAGGUUGCUUGUUAUGGCAUCUUUUCUUCUAGAAGAAACUGACAGUAAAUGAAUAUGCUUAGCAAGUAGGGCAUUCUUUGUUCGCUUUCAAUGUCCUGUCCAGAUCUUUACCUAAAUUGAAAGAUUCCUUAUAAAUGCCUCCUCCCUCAUCCUUUGCUUCCUGUUGGGUUCUUAGGCCUUAUCUGCACUUGAAAUUAGCCCUUGUUUUCAGUCUGUAGACUAAAAACUGCAGAGCUGUAGGAUGUUUUAGCUAGGCAAGCACUAGAAUAUCAUAGCUUGAUAUGUCUUACUGCUAUAACUGGCAGAUUUCCUUAUAUACAAUGGUCUUGCAUUGUUAUUUUGUAUGGUGGUAUUGCUGCCCAGAAAUGUAAAAUGAGGACUAGGUUCUGCUGUAAGUGAAGUGUGAGAGGACGGAAAAGGGAAAAGCACAGUGAGACUAUCAUGAAGCCGAUUGAGCCGACAGACGUUGAAUAGAUAGGCUGCUGCUAAGGAAAUGUUUUGUCUUGAUCACGCAUAGGGGCUAACUAUGUGUUUUAUUUUUGUUUUUUUCUUCUUCGUCUUUUUCUUCUUCUUGUUAGCAGUGGCAAGUCAACAUCUGAGCUUCUGCAGUCUCUCCACCUGUCUCCCUGGGUUGUCCCGGCCUGUCCACACUUGUUUCUGUAGCUUUUGUGGCUCUGGAUGGCUAGUGAAGAGGGAUGUUCAGUCUAAUGGCCAAUUGCUGCAACUGGUUAAAACGGUGGCAGGAACCUGUCAGGUGACCCUAAUCAUGGUGGGUCUUGAUAAUGCUGGCAAAACUGCUACAGUUCGAGGAAUUCAAGGAGAGUCUCCUGAAGACGUAGCUCCGACGGUUGGGUUUUCAAAGAUUGACCUUAAACAGGGACGAUUUGAAGUCACCAUCUUUGAUUUAGGAGGUGGAAAACGAAUUCGAAACAUCUGGAGGAAUUACUACGCAGAAUCCUUUGGUGUGAUAUUUGUUGUGGAUUCCAGUGACGUAGCGAGAAUGGAAGAAACAAAGCAAGCCAUGAUAGAAGUUUUAAACAGCCCUAAGAUAUCGGGGAAACCCAUGUUAGUGCUGGCAAAUAAGCAGGACAGAGAAGGAGCUCUGUCAGAAGCAGAUGUAAUUGAGUCCUUAUCUCUGGAAAAGCUUGUCAAUGAACACAAGUGUCUAUGUCAAAUUGAACCUUGCUCAGCUGUCAUGGGCUGUGGGAAAAAAAUUGAUAAAUCAAUAAAAAAGGGCUUAUAUUGGCUCCUACACAUCAUAGCAAAAGAUUUUGAUGCCUUAAACGAGCGCAUCCAAAGAGACACUACAGAACAAAAAGCAUAUGAAGAACAAAAGAAACAAGAACGAGCUGAGCGAGUGAGACGAAUACGAGAAGAAAGGGAAAGAGAAGAAGGAAGAAGCAUUUCUGAUGAGGCAGACUUUGGCCCUGGGAAUUCUGAAAACCCCUUCCAGCCUAUAGCUACUGUAAUCUCUGAGAAUGAAAAACAAAUUGAAAAGGAAAAGAAGUGGCAAAGGUUGGAGAGUGAAAAGGCCACCACUGUCUUGAAAUCUCAAACAGGGCAGGAACAAAUGGAUGUGCAGCAUUUAUCCACUAGCAGUAGCCAAAAACCAAAUGAUAAUAGACUAGAAACUUGCAAAUCUACACAGGAAUUGCAGCAUGAAGAAGAGAAUGAGCAGCAAGCAUCAGAAUGCCUUGAUUCAGAUAACAGCAAGAAGAAGAAAAAAACAAAAUUAAAAAGGGGCCACCGGGUAGAACCUGUUAAUGCAGAGGAUACUGUUCCCCAAAAUUCUACGCCACCUCCACCUCUUCCACCAGUUGGCUGGGGAACUCCCAAAGUUAAUAGACUUCGAAAACUUGAGCCUCUUGGUGAAACACAUCAUGCUGAUUUCUAUGGAAAACCUCUGCCCCCACUGACUGUACGCCAAAGACCCAACAGUGAUGCCCAUGAUGUCAUUGCUUAACCGGAUCGCAGAUAACAUUUAAAAAAACACGAUCAAGAAAUGUUUUUUGAAACAGUUUUUGCCCUCGAAGGAAAAUUAAUUGCAGUCUAUCAGCUUGUUGCAAAAUAAGAACUUGGUGGCAAUUAAACCUGGAGUUAAUUCCGUCAUACUUAGUUCGUCAGACUUUCUACUUCACUUGUUAGCUACUAUUCACAUUCACCAGCACUUCUUCAAGAUUUAGCAUGAAAGCAAGUAAUGUAUGUAUGUUGAAGGAUGCUCAUAUGAACACGGUACUGAGUAUUUUGGGGGUUUACUUGCUAAAAUGCGUAGCGGUAAACUUGAAGAAAAAUACCUUUGGAUGAUGUAAUAUUGGAAUGUGUGUUCUCAUCAAAUCCUUUCUCCAGGUACUGAGCAAUGAUUGGUAUUUUUGCAGCUAACAAUUAAUUCUAAAGCAUUUUGUAAGAUUCAUGUAUGUUAGAAUGAAUAUAGGAAGGUUAUGCAACAAAUUUUUGACUAUAUUUUUCUAACUUUUUAUAAAAAUAUUUGAAAGUUUGAGUGGACAUCAAUAUCUAUUCUCAAUAAAAUGAAAGCAUUAGGAAGUUGAUAGCCAAAUACAUAUGAAGAGAAUGUUUGACUUUUUUUUCUUUUUCUCCUACAGUAGCAAUACCUCUUGCUAGGAAUUACAUUAGCAGUUUCAUAUUUCAUAUUUCUGGCACCCUGAAGGGGGAAAAGUAGAAAGGAAAGUCAAAGAUAAAUAUGUUUUA